AUGAAAGAAGAAAAAGAGAAGGAGAACGUUUCAAAUUACUAUUUUCUGAAUUUCAAAUAUACACUUUAUGGUGACAUGAAAAAUGUGUAUGUCUAUGUUUUCUGCAUUGACGAGGUGUUUCUAACUGAAUGUGAGAUUUUUUUUCGUUGUUUUGAAAUUUUUCAUUCAACUGUUCUGUUAGUAUUUUUGAAUAGAGUAGAAUGAAUAAGUGCUAUUGUACUUCAUUUUGAAAAUCAUGCCAUUAUUGAAGAUGAAAAUAUUCUCAUGAACUUUUAGAGCUCAUACAUUUUUAACUCAAAUGUUAUGGAUAGUGAAUUUUUUUCCACUUGCUAAAAGGCAGCUGAUUUUUUUGUAUUUAUCAGAAAAUCUAGAACGCAAAACUCAACUUUUGUCUGAAAAUGAAGUUCUAUUUUUCUUUAAAUAUAUAUUUUUCUUAAGAACUCAGAACUAAAUAAAUUUUUGAAAGAUUUGUUCGGUUCCAAGAAUUUCAGGUACCUUAAAUACAUCAGAUUUUUCCUGGAAAUCACUUAUUUUCUCUGUCAAAAAACCUCGAUCACAAACACAUUAUUCCUAUUAA
This is a messenger RNA of Caenorhabditis angaria, 577 nucleotides long. The record is from the annotation of a GenBank genome assembly. NCBI's taxonomy places the organism in Eukaryota, Metazoa, Nematoda, Chromadorea, Rhabditida, Rhabditidae.